AUUUAAGUCACUGCUUAGUUAGUUCGCAUUGUUCUGUCUGAUUGUAUGAUGACUGGUGAUCACAUCAAGGUUAUCUAUUUUAACGGACGCGGACGAGCUGAAUCGAUCCGGAUGACACUUGUGGCAGCUGGUGUGAACUACGAAGAUGAGAGAAUUAGUUUCCAAGAUUGGCCGAAAAUCAAACCAACUAUUCCGGGCGGACGAUUGCCUGCAGUGAAAAUCACCGAUAAUCAUGGCCACGUGAAAUGGAUGGUAGAGAGUUUGGCUAUUGCACGGUAUAUGGCGAAGAAGCAUCAUAUGAUGGGAGGAACAGAAGAGGAGUAUUAUAAUGUUGAGAAGCUGAUUGGUGAGGCUGAAGAUCUAGAACAUGAAUAUUACAAAACUUUGAUGAAGCCAGAAGAAGAGAAACAGAAGAUAAUCAAAGAGAUACUGAACGGCAAAGUACCAGUUCUUCUCGAUAUUAUCUGCGAAUCUCUGAAAGCGUCCACAGGCAAGCUGGCUGUUGGGGAUAAAGUGACUCUAGCCGACUUAGUUCUGAUUGCUGUCAUUGACCAUGUGACUGAUCUGGAUAAAGAAUUUCUAACUGGCAAGUAUCCUGAGAUCCAUAAACAUAGAGAAAAUCUACUAGCCAGUUCACCGAGAUUGGCGAAAUAUUUAUCAGACAGGGCUGCAACUCCCUUCUAGAACUGUCAACAGGAUGCUGGGUGUGACGAGAUUGAAGAUACUGAUUGUAGUGCACUGGUGUGACCUUUUUACUAAGACGUCAUUUGUUUUAUGGUAUUUUUUUCGCAAUCGUUAUUAAAAUAAACUUAGUUUUCUGUUUAA
Schistosoma intercalatum is the source of this 825-nucleotide messenger RNA. Lineage: Eukaryota; Metazoa; Platyhelminthes; Trematoda; Strigeidida; Schistosomatidae. The record is from the annotation of a GenBank genome assembly.